AUGGAGAGGUUGAAAGGAUCCCAAUUCCUUGUCGAGUUUUCCUGCAAUAUGAUCAGAACGGUACCCGGAAAUCUACACUGCGCUUUGUGCAAUGUCCUCGUCGCGGACGGCUACAUACGUUCGCAUAUUAACGACCCCUACCACGUGUCCAUCAUGAAGGACGCGAUCGUGCCCCAACCGGUCGCCAAGUCCAAAAUGGCUGCCAAAAAGCACCCGUGCAACCAGUUCAGCAUUCUCACCGAGCUCGCCGAUAGCAAUAGCCCCGGUGUAACGGAGAAAAUCGCUCCAGAAGCACCGAGUGACAAUAUAUCUGGGGGUUUGGGCGGUGGCAAAGUUCCAGACGAGGAGGUGCCACAGUUCGACGUGGAGGAGUUCGUCCAUCUGAAACUGGGAAACCUGGUGAUGAAGGUCAGCGCCUGCUCCUAUAACACCCUGGUCUCGUUGGGGGAUGGCGGCAGGCAAUGUUUCCUCUGCUCCGAGCAUGUACCGCUGGACAAUCUGGCGGUCCACGUGAGCCGGCGCGAGCACCAAGAGAACAUCCAAAAUAACAAGUUCCUGGAGAAACACGAACGGAGUCUUCUGCGGCAGGUGUACGUGACGUUCCACUGCGGCGUUUGCAACGUGUUGCUGCCGCGGCGCGACUUAAACGCCCACCUCGCCUGGCCGGUGCACCUGCAGCACGUGGAACGAGCGAGCGGCAUAAAGAAGAAAGCGAGGAGGGGCAAGAGCCCCGUGCACCACGAGAUCGCUCUCCAGAAGGAGGCGAUGUACUUUAGCGCGGCCGAACCCCAAAUCAAGGUGGGGCAGGCCCUGAAGCUCUCCCCUCAGGGCGUGGUAGGCGCCAGGAGGCUGGACAAACUGGUCAUCAUCAACGGAGACGCCACGAAGGUGGAGUGGCGUGCUUGGCACGGCAUCCGGGAGGGCGAGAGCGGCGCCUGGUGCCGCUUGUGCGAGAAACACCUGAUGAGUGAGGAACUGACAGCGCACACCAAUAACCCCUCGCACGUGGAGUCCGCGCACAGAUUCCUGGUCCAGCACUUCCCCGCUUUGAUACGGACGGUCAACGAGCGGACUGUGAACUGCGUAAUUUGCAACGUCGACUUCGAGGUCUCGUCUGUUCCCGAGCACAUUGGCUGCAGAAGUCAUGUCGAGUCCCACAAAGCCUUUAGGGACCUUAGCUCUAAGGUGGAGUACUUCACAGAUUGCAGCGAUAAGAUCUUAGUGGUUGAGGGUGGGAAAGAAGACCGUAAUAAAUUAAGGGCU
Iphiclides podalirius (scarce swallowtail) is the source of this 1263-nucleotide messenger RNA. Lineage: Eukaryota; Metazoa; Arthropoda; Insecta; Lepidoptera; Papilionidae. The record is from the annotation of a GenBank genome assembly.